CAGACCUGGCAACCCUGCUCUCAUGGUUUCCUGGUAUGGCGUGUGUUGGUGUUUCAUGAGUUUGAACUGAAGAGUAAACGUGUGAAGGAGAUGUUUUUGGAAAGUCAGAGUCUUCUAGCUCAGCAUGAAGCUGUAUAAUCUGUAUAUGAAGCUAGGUGUUUAGGUUAGCUAAGCUGGGAUUAGUGUGAGAAAGUCAGAAUGAGUUCCUUCCCUGGACGGAUGAAGGAAUAUCCAAACAUCUCCAUUGACAGAUUUGACAGAGAAAAUAUACAUGCCAGAGCUUAUUUUCUCUCUCACUGUCAUAAAGAUCAUAUGAAAGGAUUGAAAGGACCUUUACUGAAGAGAAAAUUAAAGUUUAGCUUGACUGUAAAGUUGUACUGCUCGUUUGUCACGAAGGAGCUCCUACUCAACAAUCCAAAAUAUAGCUUCUGGGAAGACCGCAUUGUUGCUCUUGAGUUAGACAGUCCCACACAUAUAUCACUGACUGAUGAACUUACAGGAGAGGUGGAAGAUGUUGUUGUGACGUUGUUGCCGGCUGGGCAUUGCCCUGGAUCAGUCAUGUUUCUCUUUGAGGGGGCUCAGGGCACCGUGCUGUACACUGGUGAUUUCCGACUGGCUGCUGGAGACGCAGCGAGGAUGGAGCACCUGCACUCUGGAAACAGAGUAAAAGACAUUCAGAGUGUGUAUUUGGACAGCACGUUCUACGACCCCAGGUUCUAUCAGAUCCCUAGCAGGGAGGCUUGUCUGACUGGUAUCAGGAAGCUGGUUCAAGACUGGAUUUGUCUGAGUCCAUACCACAUAGUAUGGUUGAACUGCAAAGCAGCAUAUGGUUAUGAAUACCUCUUCACCAACCUGGGGCAGGAAUUUAAUUCACAGGUCCAUGUGAACAGAUUGAAUAUGUUCAGACAAAUGCCAGAAAUCCUGGAUCACGUGACCACAAAUAGAGCAACACAGAUCCACGCCUGCAGGCACCCUAAGGAUGAUGAGUUGUUCAGGACAAACAGACUGCCGUGUGGCUCUUUAGCUCCGGAUGGUACACCAUUGCGCAUCAUCAGCAUCAAACCUUCCACUAUGUGGUUUGGAGAACGAACUAGGAAGACCAACGUCAUCGUCAAGAUGGGUGGAAGCUCCUACAGGGCUUGUUUCUCUUUUCAUUCCUCAUACUCCGAGAUCAAGGAUUUCCUCUCCUACAUCAGUCCUGUUAAUAUUUACCCUAAUGUGGUUCCAAUGGGCCGAACUGUGGAGGAAGUCACUGAGCUACUGAAUCUUAUGUGUAGAAAACAUUCAGGAAGGGCCGAGGUUGUCUAUAAGCCUCUUGGGAAGCUGAAACGAGCCAGAAUAAAGUCCACGUCUCAAGGCACGGACAGUGAGGACGAGCUGUUUGCGGAAGUUGCUGUAGCACCGAUGAGAAAGAAGCUUGCUGUGAAUGAGGAGAAAGAGCACCACAGCCCGGAAAAAUCAGAUCCCGAGGUCAUAGAGACACAAAUUCUACCACAGCUGCAGCCUUCAUUUCAGACAUCCAACUACAUGGACUGCACAGAGUCCAACGAUGAUGAUGAUGAUGGUGAUGAAGAUGACGUGGAGGAGGAGGAACGUCCUGCAUGUCAGUCAUCUGGGGAUGCUACACCCACUCCAUCCUGCUUAGGUAUGUCCCCACCCCCUCCGAAGCCGGCCCCGCCUAGCUGGAGUACAUUCUUCACAGCAGAGCCAGUUGUGACUGAUGACAGCUGUGAGCUGGAGAACAGUCAGAACAGCCAGACUCUGUCUACUGAUCACACAACGUCGCAGUCCCCUGAGCUCUUCAAUGAUGACGAUGAAUCUGAGUCAGGUCAUGUGACUUCCUCUCAGUCGACGUAUGUAUCAGAGGCAGCUUUAGAGAGCCUCAGCCAACUCGACACAGUGCCUGUACAAUGUAACCCCAUGCACACAGGGAACGGUUUUAAUUGGCCGGAUGACGCACAACCAGCUUUGACUGACAGUCACCAGGACCAAUGCGAUGUCACAGACCAAACAGAACCAGUUUCAGAUUCGCAGGUGUCAUCUGAUUUUGAUCUGCCAAUGACUCCGGGCUCCAAGGCUCCUCAGCCUGAGGAGCUGAAGGAGCUGUACAGGAAGUUGGCUGCUGGAGAGGACGUGACCACCAAAAAUCAUCAGCAGGGUUCAGUUUAAUCAGAGAUUCCACGGCUGGAAUGAUCAUCUUGCCAAAUUAACAAACAAAAAUUUGGAUUCUCAUACCAAAAAAAAAAAGAAAAGAAACCAUGUAUAAUAAAACAUGCUUUAAUAGCAGUAAUUAUUGUAUUUUUUUUUCUAUCUAAAACAGAGAGUAAUUAUGAGUUCCUAGCUCAUGAGCUUACCAUUCCAAAAUAAAUUUGUGGUUAUACUGAAUAUAAUUAAUAAAUAGAAAGGUAUAAAUUA
Messenger RNA from Pangasianodon hypophthalmus (striped catfish), 2415 nucleotides. RefSeq names its product DNA cross-link repair 1C, PSO2 homolog (S. cerevisiae) (gene dclre1c). Gene Ontology annotation, molecular function: 5'-3' DNA exonuclease activity; damaged DNA binding. Bases 199 to 2169 code for a protein of 656 amino acids. NCBI's taxonomy places the organism in Eukaryota, Metazoa, Chordata, Actinopteri, Siluriformes, Pangasiidae. Gene Ontology annotation, biological process: interstrand cross-link repair; double-strand break repair via nonhomologous end joining; protection from non-homologous end joining at telomere. The transcript is spliced from 14 exons. The record is from RefSeq and is a predicted model, not a curated record.